AUGUCAGUUAUCACAGCAGAAGUUUUAAAUACUAUUUUUGACCAAAAAUUAGAGCCAUUAAAUAAGAAAAUUGAUGAGGCAAUCAGUUCAAUGUCGUUCAUAAAUGAAAAAUAUGAACAAAUAUUAGUCAAGUUGUCGAAGUUUGAAGAAGAAAAGAAGUCUCUUGUUAAUGAAAAUAAAGCUCUGAAUAAUGAACUUCAAAGAGCUACAAACAAAUUGCAAGAAAUAAUGAAAUCGCAAGACGAUAUGGAGCAAUAUAUCAGACGUGAAUGUCUCGAAAUCCGUGGGAUACCAUGCUUGAAUGAUCAGGAAAAUACUAAUA
Messenger RNA from Paramuricea clavata, 322 nucleotides. The record is from the annotation of a GenBank genome assembly. NCBI's taxonomy places the organism in Eukaryota, Metazoa, Cnidaria, Anthozoa, Malacalcyonacea, Plexauridae.